CUUACUCUCACUCAUUCAAGAGGACCAUUUAUAAAUAAAUAAGCCAAAGCUUGUGUGAAUCUGAAAGCGCUCAAUCUUUUCAUAUAAACUAUUUACUAUCCUUAAAAAAUUUCCCAUCUCGUCUCCUAUCUUAAGGCUAACACGUGUGGUGAGAGAUUUUAUGGGGAGACCGACGUGGUUCGACGCCGACGGGACGAAGAGAGGAGAAUGGACGGAGGAGGAAGACCAGAAACUCGUCGCUUAUAUCGACGAAUACGGCAUCGGUGACUGGCGUUUCCUCCCUGGCAGAGCUGGUUUGCGGAGAUGUGGAAAGAGCUGCAUAUUAAGGUGGUUUAAUUAUCUAAGGCCUGGGAUUAAGAAAGGCAAAUUCACUCCUCAAGAAGAACAAGCUAUCAUCAAUUUACAUUCUGUUCUCGGGAACAGGUGGGCAGCCAUAGCGCAGCAGAUGCCCAAUCGAUCAGACAAUGACAUCAAGAACCAUUGGAACUCUUGUCUCAAGAAAAGACUCGAGAGAAACGGAGUUGACCCAAUGACCCACCAGCCUAUCAUCAAUAACCUCGCCGUCAAAACUCCGUCGUUUAACACAGAAUGCAGCAGCUCUUCUUCCGCGACGGCGAGUCCAUAUUCUUCCUCCUUCUCCUCGCCCUCCGGCUCAGCCCAUCUCCUUAACAAGAUCGCCACUGGUAUCUCAUCUAGACAACACUGUGUGGACAACGUGAUCAAGAACAUCUUCUCGGAUCCGAGAAUCACAAGCAUCCAUGGUCAAGACGACCUGGAAGUAGAAGAGUUGAAGAAGGAUGAUGAGAAGAUUCUAGCUAAUGAUUAUCAAGAAGAUGAUUUUCUGAUGUGGGACGACGAGAAAAUUAGGCGUUUCAUGGAGGAGAUUGGUGUUAUGGACUUGGAAACGAUGUCGUACGAUGGAGUCUAUAGACUAUAAAUACUAUCAUUUGGAGUUUUAAUGAACAUAUUUCCUUUGAUUAAUCAAUAUAGUGUACUGUGUUAGAUCGUCGAGCAUUCACAUGUACCACUAGGACCUAGAGAAUGAUUUCUUUAUAGCCAAGUGGCCCAAGUCUUAUACUAACAUAUAAAUGGUUGCAGAGGAUCGGAAUAUGAUAGGAAAGUUCAUAAAUUAAAUUUGGUGAUCGUGAAGAAAAUCAUCUGUUGUCUGUUGACAAUAAAA
This is a messenger RNA of Arabidopsis lyrata subsp. lyrata, 1180 nucleotides long. Its product is annotated as transcription factor MYB122. The record is from RefSeq and is a predicted model, not a curated record. The coding region runs from base 161 to 937 and encodes 258 amino acids. The transcript has 3 exons. Lineage: Eukaryota; Viridiplantae; Streptophyta; Magnoliopsida; Brassicales; Brassicaceae.